Molecule: messenger RNA, 6098 nt
Organism: Linum trigynum
Lineage: Eukaryota; Viridiplantae; Streptophyta; Magnoliopsida; Malpighiales; Linaceae
Source: the annotation of a GenBank genome assembly
CCAAUCUAAAAUGGCUACCUUUGGUUCCUGGAGGAAAAUCUGCUAGAGCGGCUCCAGGGGUGGAAACAAAGGACAUUGUCAUGGGAAGCAAAGGAAGCGCUGAUUAAAUCCGUGGCUUUAGCUUUUCCUUUACAUGUUAUGUCUUGCUUCAAGCCACUCCUAGCCCUAUGUCGGCUCAUGGAUAUCAUGUGGCCCAAUUUUGGUGGGGAGUUGAGGAGGAUCAUCCCAUGGUACGCUGGGUAUCCUAGCCAAAUAUGUGCAGGAGUAAACACGAUCGGGGAAUGGAAUUUCGCCGGUUUGAGUAUUUUAAUUAGGCGCUCUUGGCCAAGAUUGGAUGGCCUAUCCUAAUGAACCUCAAUCGCUUCUAGCCCAGGUGUAUAAGGGAAAAAUACUUCCCCACAGGGUCUUUCCUCUCUACUACCGCACGACCCCGUCCAUCCUGUGGAUGGCAGAGUAUCCUUUAUGGUGGGCAGUUACUAGUGAAAGGUCUGUGUUGGUAGAUUGGUAAUGGCCGGACAACGCCUCUGCUAGACUCUAGUUGGAUCCCUCAGUUACACCCUGAUAUCCCCGUAUAUAAUCUUCAGGUGUUACCAACAGGUGGUGAGCUGACGGUGAGGGAGGUGCUUUGUCCUAGUGAAGGACGUUGGUGUGAUGUCAAACUCGGAUAAUGCUUUGACCCGACUACUUGUCGUGCCAUCAAAACCAUCCUUCUUCCAUUUCAGGAUGUGGCGGAUAGAUUGAUAUGGCAUGACCUAGGAGACGGGAUCUUCACUGUCAAAUUCGCAUACCAUCUUGUAGUCUUGCUAGAUAAGCAUAUCGGGUGUUGGCGAUCUAUGGCUAAUUGGAUGGACAGGGCAAGCUGGAUCCGCUUGUGGGACGCCCAUAUUUCUCCUAAAUUGAAGGUGUUCCUCUGGCAAAUCUUCUAUCGUAUCCUGCCCACGACGGAAGCCCUAAUCGAGAAUAAGGUCGAGGUCCUUCCCCGGCCCAGUUUGCUGGGUUGAAAUUUAGGGCUUUUUUCAAUCUCUUCUAUACGUUUUUGUUACAAUACAACGAGAUGGUAAUAAGAUUACUCAUUUAGUGACACGUAAUAACUUGUAGACUUAUAGCAUCCUACACUAAUUCAUAGUUUGGUGGAUCUCAAUCAUGUUUUUCAAAUGUAGCACAAUCUAGAAUGCUUAUUGACUAUUUGGAACAAGAUGUUUAUCUUGAUUCUUGAUUGCUUUUUAGGUUUUAAAAAUAAUAAUAAAAAGAAUCAAAGAGAGAAAUAUGUUAUGAGAGUUGGCGAUUUUCUCUCACCUCUAUAUAUACCAUACAAACUCGUAAAUUAUUAAAUUUUCAAAGUUUUCCUCUCUUCUUCUCAUUUCUCUUCUUUUUCAUUUUUCUUUCCCCUAUUUCAUCACGUCUCCCUUUCCAUCGAAGGAGACGGAGAGAAAGAGAGAAAUCUGUCAAUUUUCUUUUCCAAUUCAGUUACUUCUUCACCUCAAGAUUCAGAUCUUAGACAAACUCGAUCAAACCUUUUCACCACCACACAACUCUUAGACAGAAAAACAAAUAUUUAAUUUUCUCUCGGUUGAAAAAAGAAAGACGAAUUGAACAAUCACAAGUAUUGAUAAUGGCAACAGUGUCCCCUCUCGCCAAGUACAAACUUGUCUUCUUAGGAGAUCAGUCCGUAGGAAAAACUAGUAUCAUCACUCGCUUCAUGUACGAUAAAUUCGACACCACAUACCAGGCUACAAUUGGAAUCGAUUUUUUGUCCAAGACAAUGUAUCUAGAAGAUCGAACUGUUAGAUUGCAAUUGUGGGAUACGGCUGGACAAGAGAGAUUUAGAAGUCUUAUUCCUAGCUAUAUUCGAGAUUCUUCUGUUGCUGUCGUAGUAUAUGAUGUAGCCAAUAGACAAUCAUUCUUAAAUACUUCUAAGUGGAUUGAAGAGGUACGAACAGAACGAGGAAGCGAUGUCAUAAUAGUGCUUGUCGGCAACAAAACCGAUCUUGUUGAAAAAAGGCAAGUGUCCAUAGAGGAAGGAGAUGGCAAGGCUAAAGAUUUUGGAGUUAUGUUUAUCGAAACUAGUGCCAAAGCGGGUUUCAAUAUUAAACCACUUUUUCGCAAAAUUGCUGCUGCACUACCAGGAAUGGAAACUCUUUCUUCGACGAAACAGGAAGACAUGGUUGAUGUGAACCUCAAACCUACCGUGAAUUCAUCCCAAGCCGAUCAACAGGGAGGAGGGUGUGCUUGUUAAACAUAUGUAUUUUAGUAAAAAGGAAAAAAUUAUAUCAAAAUAGAUAAACCCAUAAGAAUUUUAAAUUAUAGAGUUAAAACUUAAAUGCAAACUUAUGACCUUUUAAUUUUACCUUUUUCAUUCUAGGAAACAAGCCACUCGUUAUAGGUUGGUUCCAUCAAAUUUUUGGAGGUUAACAAAAAAAAAAUGAUCUUAGACAUACAAUCAAUCGCUUUCUCUAACCAUGACAACAAACAAUGAUCACCUGCCAAACAUUCAACAUGAUCCCACUAUCAGUGACUUGGUCAGAAUUCCAUGUAAAGUGGCUCUGGUUUUUUAAAGAAAAUAAAUUAUAAGGUAAUUCAUAUUCUCAAUUUUAUAACGGGUCAAUUACAAGUUUACAAAUAUAUUUCACAUUUUCCACUAACAAAUAUUUUUAGCUUAAUGAAUAAAUUUAGGGGUCGUUUGGAUGAGGAAUUGUAACGGAUCAAUUUGACACAAUUGUCUCAUUUUGAGACAAUUGUACCAAAUUGCCUCGUUUGCCAGCAAAAAAUUUGGAUGGGUCAAUUUGUUCGAGGUAUUUUGAAUUGAUCCAUUUUGAGUCAAUUUCAAUUACCUGGGGUGGGGGUAUAUAAUUCGAAUUGACUCAUUUUAAUUGUCUCGUUUAUAAAACGAGACAAUUUAUCAAAUUGACUCAUUUAUAGAUUGAUCCACACCACUUAUUACUCUCCAUCCAAUUCCUUUAAAAAUUUCUAUAGGACAGUCAACUAUCCCCUAUACCAUCAACUGAAGUGACCUGUCACCUAAAAAAACAAAAGUCAAUCAUUUUAUUUCUACCUCAUCCACCAUUAGACCAUCUCCAAUGUAGUCCCAAAAAAUCCAAACAUAUCUAGCAAUCAUCAAAUGCUUAAAAGGUUAAAACCAAAAAAAUAGGCUUUUGAGUGCCAAAUCUAGCAUGACAAAUAAGGGUUGCCCAUUGUGUGGUAUAAACGACUUUUUCAUUGACAAAUCGAUUAGUAAUGACUGUCGUUCGUUUUAAUCUUAUAACUUCCUAUCGAUUUUGAAAAUAAAAAUAAAAGGCUAGACUGCUCACCCCCAUUCAUCAUAAAUUGCGACACGUCAGGAAGGGGGAAGGCGUGCCACACAUUUGGGUGGAACCAAGCCCUGUGGGAUCGGUUAGCUUGACUACCCCUAAAGGGGUAGUGAUUUUUGACACCCCCUUUAUGAUUGGCCAAUUUUAUUUCCAAUCAUUGGCAAGUAUUAAUUAAACUGGUUUUUUAUUUUUUUUAAUCUUGUAAUUUGGGGUCUCUCACCACAUUGGAAAAGAGAAAGAAUCUGGGGAAAAACGAAAUCACCCCCAUUAAUUACAUAAUUAAUUUCUCUCACUGGUACAUUAAUUACACGUACCACUCUACUGGUACACGUACCACUCCACUGGUACGUGUACCAGUGGUACGUGUACCAGUGGAGUGGUACGUGUACCAGUGGAGUGGUACGUGUACCAGUGGAGUGGUAUUUGUAUCAUUGAAGUGGUACUGCAUUGUUGCUCCGUUAUUGUUUAUCAUUGUUAUGAAAAAUAUCAUUGCACUGGUAUUGUUCUCACUCUAACCUACCUUGUGGAUUGCUCGCACCAGUGGAGUGGUACGUGUACCAGUGGAGUGGUACGUGUACCAGUGGAGUGGUACGUGUACCAGUGGAGUGGUACGUGUACCAGUAGAGUGGUACGUGUAAUUAAUGUACCAGUUAGAGAAAUUAAUUAUGUAAUUAAUGGGGGUGAUUUCGUUUUUCCCCAGAUUCUUUCUCUUUUCCAAUGUGGUGAGAGACCCCAAAUUAUAAGAUUAAAAAAAAUAAAAAACCAGUUUAAUUAAUACUUGCCAAUGAUUGGAAAUAAAAUUGGCCAAUCAUAAAGGGGGUGUCAAAAAUCACUACCCCUUUAAGGGUUAGCAUAGUAUCCUACCCCAAGCCCUGUCGUGCAUGUUGCACACUGCCCUCGCUUGCGGCUGUCCCCACAUAUUUACCGUUGAAAAAGAAAGAUCCAGUCCUCCAAGUUCUUCGCAACGGCUCUUUCAGCUUCUAGUAACCAUUUUAUCAUUUUUCUCUACAAAUACACCACAUUCUUCACUUAAUCACUUUUACUACACCACUUCCAUUUUUUCUCUCCUCUUCUUUGCAAAGAAAAUUCUUCUUCUUCUUAUCAAUAAAAGAAUCUUCUUUCCAAAAUCUUGAUCAUGUCCCAAUUGCCAAGGGAAUGGUAAAAGAGAUGUAACCGCCAUGGACUUGUAACAAUUAAAAAAUCAUUUAAGAGUAACUAUAAUGUAACAAUUAAAAUUAAUGUAACAAGAGAAUGGUAAAAUAGAUGUCUCAAUUACGGGCAUGGCUUCAAUGUUGAUUUGGAAUAGGGUAGUUACUGAAAUCCCUUAUAGGGUCGUUCAAAUCAAGAAUUUCAGUUUGAGUAAUUUAUGAGGAAUUUGUACUCAAAUUCUUCACUAAGAAACUCGGAAAUUUUACAUGAGUUAUUUGGGCUAAUUAACUUGUUUAUUUAGACAUGUGGAAUUUGAACCCCAAUUAUGCAAAAAUAUAUUUGCCCAUCUUCUUCCUCCUCACUCCUUCGGUCUCUUAUUUCUCCCAGAAAAAACACAACACUAAAUAAUACAGACAAACAACAGCCGCGUACUCGUGAGCCUUGAGCGUUCAGCCUCCUCGCUAAUCUUCGACGACCUUGGCGACAUAAGCUCCUCACAAGGCUCCGACGUCUCAAGAAUCUCCAGAGAAUGAACAGCAACCCAACAUCGUUGCCUUGCCUUCGAGCAAUGUUAUAGAAAAGGAAAACACAAUCGACUGCCCAGAAAUCGGAGGAGAGAUUUGUCUCAAAUCCAAUGCCCUAUUCAUCUCCCGCCAUGAAAUACUCGAGAGUAGGGGUGGCUAUUUGGUCUAGACUUUUUGGUUUUACCCCAAAUCGGACCGUAUAACUGGACCGGGACCGAAUAGUAAACAAUCCAAUCUCAUCUUCGGGCUUAGGGUUAAGGUAAGAAAUCAUUUGGGACCGGACCAAAACCAGGAUAAAGACCGAAUAAGAGAGCCCAACACCCAAAACUUAAUCAACUCCUCACCCUUUCAGGCCUCAGGCCACUCAAAACCCCACAAGGUCAAUCUAAAAUCAAGACCGAAUUGAGACCGGACCGGUUCAAGACCGGACUGUAUCCAAUCCAAUCUUUGGUCCUUAUGUUCUCGAAAAGACCGGACCGGGACCGAAUCAAUUCGAGCCCAUUUAACCGGACCGGACCAUAUAGCCACCCCUACAGGAAAAAUCAAGACACCGACAAAUAUCUCGAUUCGUCUACCUAGAUUCCUCUAGCAAGCGAUGAGCUUCAUGAAGCAUAUGCCGCGGCGACGAGGACCUUGGACAGGCAGAUGUGACCUUCAAACGAUGAAAAGAACAUAUAAAUCUUAGAUCUAGCCGCCGACAUCUCCGAUCGUCGUCAGAGCAAGGGCCACAAUCAAAGUUUGCUUUGAAGGUUUCAAUUCGUGUUUCGAUUGAAGGUUAUAGAGAUCUGUUGAUAGAAUCGAUUGUGUCUGUUGAUUUGGAACUGAAGAGAUAGUGGCUCUCUCGGCGUACAAGGACGACACAGAGGAGGAGCGGUUGUUACCUGGGAACGAAUCCAGUUCACCUCUCCUUUGCCGCCGGCAUUAGUUCUAGCAAGACUGCAAGAGGCCACAUGAGCUGAGCAACUCUAUUUGUAACCAGCACUGCUUGGUUUUCUGGUGAAGCUGCCGGGAGGGAGAGUGGAAGGAGAACUCGGUUUCUCCUUCAGUCGAUGGAUCAGAGUUGGAAGAGAUGCGAUAGUCAGUAAGGUUUCACAUGUAACAAACAUGCACUUCUGUA